Geosmithia morbida is the source of this 1554-nucleotide messenger RNA. Its product is annotated as acid phosphatase. The record is from RefSeq and is a predicted model, not a curated record. Gene Ontology annotation, biological process: dephosphorylation. Gene Ontology annotation, molecular function: phosphatase activity. NCBI's taxonomy places the organism in Eukaryota, Fungi, Ascomycota, Sordariomycetes, Hypocreales, Bionectriaceae. The transcript is spliced from 2 exons. Bases 1 to 1554 code for a protein of 517 amino acids.
AUGUCGACCCUCGAGCCGCGACCAGCCUACACAGACGCCGAGCUGGCCCAGCUAUAUCCGGCCCAGCUCCAGCUCCAGCUCGUCCAGAUCCUCCUCCGCCACGGCGAGCGGACGCCUGUGACGCCGCGGUUCCAGAACACGGGCCUGCCGGCCUUCUGGCCCUACUGCACCGUGGCCCGCCACCUGCGUAGUGCGGUGCUGGACCCGGACACGUCUGGCUCCUCGGUCGACCCCAAAUUCUCGACGCUGGCAUGGCAGCGGCGCGUAGAGACGUUUGGGCGCAACGACGCCCCCGUGGUGGCUGUGGGGCCCCGGUCCGAGCUCGACUCCAUCUGCGACCUAGGCAUGUUGACGGACCGGGGUCGCGAGACCACGACGGCCCUCGGCCGCCGCUUGCGCCACCUGUAUGUCGACCGGUUGGGGUUCCUCCCGCCGGCCAUCAACGACGACACAGCCGCGUCGCUAUACCUGCGCGCCACGCCCAUCCCGCGCGCCCUCGAGUCCCUCCAGCAGACGCUGCACGGGCUGUACCCGUCGCACACGCGCGCGGCCGACUUGGCGCCCCUCACCAUCCUGGGCCGUAACAUGAACGACGAGACCCUGUUCCCCAACGAGGGCACGUGCCGCCGCUUCGCCGCCCUGGCACGCGCCUUUGCCGACCGCACCGCCCAACGCUGGAACUCGUCCGACGACAUGGCCUACCUGACCCGCAAGCUGGGCAGGUACAUGGACCCGGCCAACCCGGUCGUCGCCGUCGAUGGCCACCCGCGCCUCAGCGGCAUCAUGGACUCGAUGAAUGCCACGGCCGCACACGGCCCCGAGACCCGCCUCCCCCGCGAGUUCUACGAUCCCGAGGUCAAGCGCAUCAUCGAGACCAUCGGCGUGGAGGAGUGGUACUCUGGCUACCGCGAGAGCCAGGAGUACCGCGCCUUGGGCAUCGGCGGCCUCCUGGGCGACAUUGUCAGCCGCAUGGUCGCCAGCGCCGACGGCGUCGAUACCAACUCGCCCUCCCGCCCCGGCUCCUCGGGCAUCCGCUUUGGCCUCAGCGGCUGCCACGACACCACCCUCGCUGGCGUCCUUGCCUCCCUCGGCGCCUUCGGCAACGACAAGUGGCCCCCCUUCACCAGCCACGUCGCCCUCGAGCUCUUCCGACAUGCCGGCAAGCCCGCCCCUUCAUACCCCUCCCGCUCCUCCUCCGCCUCGUCCUGGCUACCCUCCUUCCUUGGCGGAACCAGCUCCGCCUCAUCCUCCCCUUAUACCUCCUCGGUCGGGAGCAACGGUGCCCUAGCCGCAAAGAGGACCCCCGACCUCUCCGACGCGGACCGCGCCCGUCUGGACGGCUACUACGUCCGCAUCCGCUACAACGAUCAGCCCGUUACCAUUCCCGGCUGCAAGGUUGCUGGGAACCAUUUGCCCGGUGAUGAAUCCUUUUGCACUUUGACCGCAUUCAAAUCCAUCGUAGACAAAUUCACCCCUACAGAUUGGAAGCGUCAGUGCCGUUCAAAUCACGACGCUCCUGCUUUCCCCGCCAAGAUUGAACCAUCCGGUUUCUAG